UGUACACUUGUCAUUUUCUUGUCAAAGUGUGUCCGUCAUCAAAAGCCAAAAGCCAUUUCAUUCCUUAUUUUUGGCGAAGUUUUUUAUCGAAAUGGCUGAAUCUGCUGCAGAAAUCCCGAUAACUAUAGAGGAGACUGUUAGAGAAACCAUCAAAAAUGUCACGGAUAAGCCACCAGCGAGUAUUGAGGGAAUUGCUAUUGCCUACUUGAGUUUAGUUGUUAUGGCUAUUUUACCGAUAUUCUUUGGAUCUUUUCGAUCUGUGAAGUAUCUGAAGGAGCAAAAGGAGUCCGGCGAGCGCGCGGAGACGAUGUCCAACAAGGACGCACUCAUGUUCCCCGUGAUCGCGUCCUGCGCUCUGUUUGCGCUCUACGUGUUCUUCCAGUUCUUCUCCAAGGAGUACAUCAACCUGCUGCUUACUGGGUACUUCUUCUUCCUCGGGGUGCUCGCGUUGAGCCAUCUCCUCAGCCCAAUAAUCGCCCUAGUGGUCCCGGCGUCGAUCCCUAACGUACCGUACCACAUCCACUUCACGCGCGGCGACAGGGACGCGCGCACCGACAUCGUCAACUACAAGUUCUCCUCCUAUGACGUCAUCUGCCUGCUCAUCUCGCUCUGUCUCGGCGCCUGGUACCUCUUCAAGAAGCACUGGAUCGCGAACAACCUCUUCGGCAUAGCGUUCGCGAUCAACGGCGUGGAGCUGCUGCACCUGAACAACGUGGUCACCGGCUGCAUCCUGCUCUGUGGCCUGUUCCUCUACGACAUCUUCUGGGUGUUCGGCACCAACGUCAUGGUCACCGUCGCCAAGUCCUUCGAGGCGCCUAUUAAACUGGUAUUCCCGCAAGACCUGCUGAUCAACGGGCUGAACGCGAGCAACUUCGCGAUGUUGGGACUUGGCGACAUCGUCGUGCCUGGCAUCUUCAUCGCCCUGUUGCUGCGCUUCGACAAGAGUCUCAAACGCGGCUCAGAGUUCUACUUCAGAGCCACAUUCUCCGCGUAUAUACUGGGCUUGUUGGCGACUAUAUUGGUGAUGCAUGUGUUCAAGCACGCUCAGCCAGCCCUGCUGUACCUAGUGCCGGCCUGUCUCGGCACACCCUUGACCCUCGCACUGCUCAGAGGAGACAUCAAUGCUUUGUUUAGCUACGAAGACCAGCCCGCGCUAGUGGAACCAACAGCAGAAAGCAGCAAGUCGAAAAAGACUGAGUAGAGAGAAAACAUACAGCACAAACCGCCGUGUUCCGAGUACAUAAAGUUUAUUUUUCUACAGCAUGACAACGGGGGACCAUGGCUGUCUACGACAUCUUUAAUAUGAGGUUACAGUUUCAUACACACAUUAGAUCAUGCCUAUUUCAGUGCAAGCACGUUGACGUGAAAAUAAUUUAGACGAAGCACAAAUCUAAAUAAAAAACAUAACAUCUACACGUAGCAAAAUAUCUUCUAAAACUUGACAGUCUAGCGAAGGUAUUUUAAACUUCAUUGCCGCGUCACUAGCAAAUUUUAUCCGCCAUUUUGUGCCAUCAAUGAGUUAAAACAAGAUGGCCGACUUAAUAAAAAGCUCAAUUUUACCGCUGUUUAAUAAAUGUAAAUAAAUAGCUCCGUAAUCGGCAAUGGGAUAGCGUAGUCUAGCAUGUUACCUGCUCCGGUUGUUUGAGGGCACACUUGUAUCCGGCUGUGGGACUUCUGUUUAUGUAAAUGUGACGUACUAAAUUAUAUACCUUGUUUUAAAGAUGUCGUGUUCAAGCCAAGAUAAUGUGACUUAUCCAUGCAUUUUUAUUUUAAAAGCAAAAGUGCAUUUGCUAAUGUUUUUUAAUUCUUUUGCGACUUGGCAGCCAAAGUAUAUGAGAAAGCGGUUUGAAUGGAAGAUUAGAUCUAUUUAAAUAUAUAAUAUAUAAAGAAAAUGUUAAUUAUAAAAUAAAUAUAUAAAAAUUAGCACGCCCGAAAGAAUAUUACUUAAAUAAGUAUGCAUUUGCACAGACAUAAUGGUGUUUUAAUUUAAAUUACCCGUAGGUAUCCGAUGUAUAAUUUUAGUGAGCACUGAAGAGAAGUUUAAAUUUCAAACGCACAAAUUGCAAUACAAAAGAUUCUAAUAUAUUUUGGCAGUCAAGUGAAAAUAUGAUUUAUAUAAUAUUGUAUUGACGUUCAAUUGUACACUUCCUAAUAAAAACUAAAAUCUUCCAAUGAUUGGCUCAUGCUAGUAUAAAUGUAACGUACACGUACAGAUGAACGGGCACAGAUGUGCUAUACGCAUAAUUAUAUUGAAAAUAGGUUGUAUGUUAAACGUUUUUAGACCGAUUUAAACAUAAAUAAAUUAUAUUUUUAAUACAAUUCCUACCAACUUAAUGUUGGUUUUUUUUUUCAUAAACUAUUUUUUUAUACUGUUUUUUUCUGUUCGCUAUUUUAUGUUAGAUAUUUUUAGUAGAAAUUGAAUUGAAUCAUUGUAUAUAAAAGUUUUGUUUCAAACGAGAAAUGUGAAAAUAUUAUUAUAUAUUUAACGUUAUAACGUGGUGCGUCGGACAGCUGGUGGCUUAUAAUUAUAGUCAUGAAACAAAGUGCCUCUUAGACACUGUAUAAAUCAUCUGGAAAAGGUGUAUGAGGCCUGAUGAGUCUCUUAGGCUGAGCUCUCUGUCAUACGCACCAUGUUAGAGCGAGAGAAUUAUAGUUUAUUAAGUUUUAUUUUUGUUGUCUUUCGAUAUGUUCGCUUCCCUGAGUUACCGACGUCUAGAAUGCUGUCACAUCCCUUUAGAAUUAUCAAUGUAAAAAUUCCUCAUACUGUAAUGUAAGUGCCGCUUAGUGGAGAGAAAAUUAUUAUAACAAAAUGGUGCCGAUUCGGGCAGACAAAACUUUUUUUUCAUACCACACGAUAAGAAGAAGAACUAUAAUAUGACAGCUUUAAAUAAUAGUGGGGUCCUUCACUUACGAUGAGUGCAAGAUAGAGCUAGUUUUCUGUCGAACUAAAUUAAAAUUAUGUUUGCGUCUGCAGAAAUCAGCACCAAUCUGGAUUUAACUUUAUAGCUCAUCGUACGUACUUGAUAUGCUGUCUUGUUUAGACAUUGUAUAAUUAUGAGAUUAAACGAACUUACCUGUAAGUGAAGUUCUAUCUCAAUUAUACGAAGCUCCUUGUUCGAGAGGUAUUUACAGUGUAGAGACGUAGACUACACUGUAAAUACCUCUCGAACAAGGAGCGAGUAUAAUCUAAUUAAUAAUCUGAUAGCCAUUACGGAAUUUAUCUGGCAGAUAGUGCUACUGUUAUCAGACACUAAACCAAGGAGUUAUCACGAUAAUUAGUCAGCAAUUGUUGAAACAGUCCCUGAUAAAAACGCUUCACAUCGUCCUUCAUUAUGCGCACUGCUAGGGAGUGGAAUUCUCUGCCGUCUUCUGUAUUUCCGAAUGCAUAUAACCCGGGUGCUUUCAAGGUCAGAGUGAACAGGCACCUACUGGGCGAACUCGCUCCAUCUUAGGCCUCGUCAAUGCCUUCGGGCAAGUCUGGGGCCAAGAGCUAACCCAUCAAAGGUAAAAAAAGGUAUUUUAAUUCUUGAAAAUGAAAAUCAAUGAGUUAUCACCUUUAGUAUAUUCUAAUCUUAAGAUUUUCAUAAGAUAAUUAUUUUAUUCCAUAGUUCCACGGAUUAAUAUCCUUAGUCAUCAAUGAAAAAUCUUUAAAAAGUUACAAAAAGACAUUCCGGGCACAAUUUUACAUAAUUUAUCUAUAUAAAUUAUCUUUAUGUAUAUCAAGUAUGUACGUUUAAAUUAGACCUACGUUUCGCACUGUACUUGUAAUUUAAUAGAAAGUAUGUAUGUAUGAUUAACGUCGUAUCCACCGCAAAAAAAAAACUGGACAAUAUGGCGGCAAAAUCGAAAAUAAUAUUUAUUUUUGCCAAAUCCUCAACGCACACAAUAUGUUAAAUUAUUUUUAAGACAAUAUAUAUUUAUUGAACCGCUAAAAACAAAACUAACAUUUAUAAAGGUCUCAUACACAGAAGUACCGCCAGCGCCGUGUGUUGCGAGCAGCGCUGAUAUGCGCAACGUGAUAAAAUAUAUUAUAUUAUCAAUCGAUUCAAUAUUUUUUUUCGAAAUCGAUAAGUAUGUUUUUUCCCCUAACAUGCGUGCCGCGUGUCACGUGAUUUUGUUCGUAUUUUGACAGAAUGGCAUGAUUUAUUUGGGUUCACAUAUUAGCACCAAGCGACAAAACGACAUAAUUUUAUCGUCAGAAAUUCAGAAUCGAUAAAAUUAAAAAAAUAUAUAUCACGUUGGGCAUGUGAGCCUGUGAGCCCUACAGGGGUUGAAAAAUUACUGUACCGAUUUUACGGACCGAUAGGAAAUCGGUACCGUAAUAUCAUACCGGUAUGAUAAGGGUAGCGAGUGUAAUUUUAACUUCUUGUAUAUUACCUUAUACUUGUCAAACCUUGGUUGAGCGCCAUGGAGCGGGAUUGUCUAUGGAACGGCGCCGCAACAGAUUUCUGUGUGCAGCGAGCUUAUUAGCCAAAUAAAUAAUAUUGUCUUAGAUAAUUAUUUGUCAAUUUUGUACAGAGCUAUCGGUGGAACGACAAAAUUCCGAAUUCUAUCAAUUAAUGUAAAGAUAAUCACCUACAUUGUAAUACGGUAUUUGUACUAGGAACGAUGAGGGCUGACUUGGUGACAAACACUCGCCAAUGUAAACGUUAUAAAAUAAUAAUAAAAGAGGGUAAAAUGUGUACAUAA
Molecule: messenger RNA, 4689 nt
Organism: Pectinophora gossypiella (pink bollworm)
Lineage: Eukaryota; Metazoa; Arthropoda; Insecta; Lepidoptera; Gelechiidae
Product: minor histocompatibility antigen H13
Exons: 6
Coding region: 92-1201 (369 amino acids)
Biological process (GO): membrane protein proteolysis
Cellular component (GO): lumenal side of endoplasmic reticulum membrane; cytoplasmic side of endoplasmic reticulum membrane; membrane
Molecular function (GO): aspartic endopeptidase activity, intramembrane cleaving
Source: RefSeq, a predicted model, not a curated record